AUGGCGCAUCCACUCUCAGCUCCGAAUCUAUCCAUUCCGGCAUCACAAAAUGUUGUCGACGUCAGUAUCAUCGACAGCACCGCGAGGAUUCGCGUCCCUAUGGCGUCCUUCGUGAAGAACCCACUCCCCGGACACGAAUGGCUCGAAUGUCCCGCUUUCGUCUUCCUCGUCGAGCAUCCGUCGGGGAAAAAGGCCCUCUUCGACUUGGGUGUGAGAAAGGAUAUCGACGGGUUUCCGCCCGCAAUUCUUUCCGUCAUGAAAGGGAGGUUUACGAUUGAUGUUGAGAAAGACAUUGCGACGAUUCUCAAAGAAGACGGGCGAGUGGGUCUGGAUGAGAUCAAUAGCAUCAUCUGGAGCCACUGGCAUCUUGACCAUAACGGGGACCCCUCGACGUUCCCAUCAUCCACGGAGCUGGUCGUGGGGCCGGGAUUCAAAAACGCCUUUCUACCCGGGUAUCCCGCCAACCCCCAAGGGCUCGUUCUCGAGAGCGAUUACCAAGGCCGGGAGUUGCGAGAAGUGAAUUUUGAGGGUGGCCUCGAAAUUGGUGGCUACAAAGCCUUCGACUUCUUCAACGACGGGAGCUUCUAUCUCCUCGACUGUCCCGGUCACACCAUCGGCCACAUCGCCGCUCUGGCGCGAACCACAGAGUCGUCUUUUAUCCUCAUGGGCGGAGACGGUUGCCACCACUGCGGCUCGUUGAGACCUACGGAGUACCUACCCCUUCCCGACCAGCUGUCGCCGUCUCCCUUCUCCGAACCUCCGCAUGCUCCGGGAUCGUUCUGCGCGGGCCACCUGCUGGAACAGAUCCACCCCGAGCACAGCCGCACGGCACCCUUUUACGCGCAGCUGUCAGAGGCCCCCGGUCGUGACGUGGCAGAAGCAGAGGCCUCGAUCUGUAAGAUGGCGGAUUUUGAUGCCAACGACGACAUUUUCGUCGUCAUUGCGCAUGAUCGGAGUCUUUUGGGAGUUAUCGAUGUUUUUCCUAACUCGGCUAAUCACUGGCGAGAGAAGGGUUGGAAACAAGCAGGCCGGUGGAGGUUUCUGGAGGAUUUUCGACACCAGGCUGAGAAGCUUAAAACUGAGUCGGAUGAAACCCAAUGA
This is a messenger RNA of Colletotrichum karsti, 1101 nucleotides long. RefSeq lists its product as uncharacterized. The record is from RefSeq and is a predicted model, not a curated record. The transcript has 4 exons. NCBI's taxonomy places the organism in Eukaryota, Fungi, Ascomycota, Sordariomycetes, Glomerellales, Glomerellaceae. Bases 1 to 1101 code for a protein of 366 amino acids.